This is a messenger RNA of Pistacia vera, 1224 nucleotides long. Its product is annotated as protein SRC2 homolog. Lineage: Eukaryota; Viridiplantae; Streptophyta; Magnoliopsida; Sapindales; Anacardiaceae. The record is from RefSeq and is a predicted model, not a curated record. Gene Ontology annotation, biological process: defense response. The transcript has a single exon. The coding region runs from base 1 to 1224 and encodes 407 amino acids.
AUGGGGACCAGGUCUCUUGACAUUACUCUCAUUUCCGCUUAUGACCUCAAAAAUGUAAACGUUCUCUCCAACAUGCACGUCUAUGCCGUCGCCACCUUCUCUAGUGAGUCCCAGACCACCUCCGUCCACCGCGACUGCGGCGUUAAACCCAACUGGAACCACCACAUGCGGUUCACCGUAGAUGAAGCUUCCUUAUCACAGAAUAAUCUUCAUAUCACUUACAGUGUUAAAGCCAGUCGCGGCUGUUUCGGUGACUCCGACCUCGGAAAAGUUCACGUUUCCAUUCAAGAAAUGCUGGCUCAAAGUAAUAAUGGAUCAGAGGAAAAGAACAUGACUUAUAACAUCACAACUCCCGGUGGUCGGUCUAAGGGUUAUUUAAAUGUUUCUUUCAAGUUUUCGCCGACGCCGCCGGCACCCGCCAUGGCGGCUGCUCCAAUUUACGAUACCCCACCGCCUGGAAUGUCUUAUCCUCCUCCUGGAACUGUAGGUGCAGGAGGCUAUCCGCUGCCGGAUCAUCAUGCAGAGUCUAAUUCUCCAUACCCUCCGCCGGCACAAGGGGGAUAUCCACCACCGCCGCAACUCAUGGCGGCGCCUCCAGCACCCACCACCGCUUCUUCUCCAAUUUACGAUACCCCACCACAUGGAAUGUCAUAUCCCCCUCCUGGAACUGUAGGUGCAGGAAGCUAUCCGCCGCGGGAUCAUCAUGCAGGGUCUAAUUCUCCAUACCCUCCGCCGUCACAAAGGGGAUAUCCGCCGCCGGAUAAUCAUCAUGAUGGGGUUAAUUCAGCGCACCCGCCUCCGGAUAAAGGCGUAUAUCCACUGCCUGAUCAACAUGGAGGAUAUCUGCCCCCUGAUCAGCAUGGAGGAUAUCCACUCCCACAAAGCUCUUCACCCAUUCCACCCCCUAACUCAUGUUAUCCACCACCGGCAGGAUUCCCACAACUGCCGCCUCCGCCGCUGGGGUAUGGAGGUACUCCACAACCUCAGACUCCACCGCCGGCACUCGCAAGUGGGUAUAAUUACCCGCCACCGGGUCCAGGGCCUAGUGGAAUGUCAGCAUAUGGAAAUUAUCAUGGUCGGCCGGUUGCGCCACCGAAACAAACGGGCGGUGGCGGUGGUGGUGGUUUGGGUAUGGCGGCCGGAGUGGGACUGGGAAUGGGAGCAGGAGCGUUGGGAGGGCUGGCUGUUGCAAGUAUGAUGGAUUGGGAUUUGGACUCAGAUUAA